Messenger RNA from Alternaria burnsii, 237 nucleotides. RefSeq lists its product as uncharacterized. Gene Ontology annotation, biological process: mitochondrial respiratory chain complex IV assembly. The transcript is spliced from 3 exons. Gene Ontology annotation, cellular component: mitochondrial intermembrane space. Bases 1 to 237 code for a protein of 78 amino acids. The record is from RefSeq and is a predicted model, not a curated record. Lineage: Eukaryota; Fungi; Ascomycota; Dothideomycetes; Pleosporales; Pleosporaceae.
AUGUCCAACGAAGACAAGGCGCGUGCGGCAGCAGCGCAGUUGGUAAUUGACGAUGAACCCGAUGACUGGGACAAGCGUAUCUUCAGCACCGGCUGCGCAGACGAAAAUGCAAAACUGACAGACUGCUACUACGACAAGAAAGACUGGCGAGCAUGCAAGCAGGAGAUGGAGAUUUUCCGACAAUGCUGGCAGCGUCAUGGCAACGAUAAGAGGACUGAUUCCAAAGAUGCUUCAUAA